This is a messenger RNA of Habropoda laboriosa, 1155 nucleotides long. It is a transcript of the gene wuho, whose product is annotated as tRNA (guanine-N(7)-)-methyltransferase non-catalytic subunit wdr4. The transcript has a single exon. Gene Ontology annotation, cellular component: tRNA methyltransferase complex; nucleus; cytosol. The record is from RefSeq and is a predicted model, not a curated record. Lineage: Eukaryota; Metazoa; Arthropoda; Insecta; Hymenoptera; Apidae. Bases 1 to 1155 code for a protein of 384 amino acids. Gene Ontology annotation, biological process: RNA (guanine-N7)-methylation. Gene Ontology annotation, molecular function: protein binding; tRNA (guanine(46)-N7)-methyltransferase activity.
AUGAGUUUCUGUAUAUAUGAAUUAGACAUUGCUUUAUGCAAUAAUGAACAAAUUAUAAUAUAUAAUAUUGAAAAUGAUACAGAAACAACAAUUCAUUUACCUGAAUUGCAGACUGACAAAAAAAUUGAUGUACAUAACAACGUAAACAUCGAAACAUUUCACACGAUCACGAACGUGACGUUUUCGAAUGAUGGGAAAUACUUUUUUGUCUGUACAAAUCGUAAGCAACUAUGUCUAUAUGAAACAAAAACUCAGAAUAUUUUGUCAAAUAAAGUACUUCCAAGAGCUGCCAGUAAAGUGCAGUUUACUCCAAAUAAUGACAUAGUUGUUGCUGAUAAAACAGGAGAUGUUUACCUUUUUUCUAAUAAGCAGUUGGAUAAUGGAGUAUUACUUUUAGGACAUCUAUCAAUGUUACUUGAUGUGUUAAUUACUGAAGAUGAAAAAUAUAUUAUUACAACAGACAGAGAUGAAAAGAUUAGAGUGUCUAUGUUUCCAAAUUCAUACAAUAUUGUAUCUUAUUGUUUAGGACAUAGAAAAUUUGUAACAAACAUUUUGGAAUUGCCUCAUGACAAAAAUGUUUUAAUGUCUUGUGGAGGAGAUGGUACAUUUAUACUAUGGGACUAUAGGAUUGGAAAAGAAUUAUUAUCUAUUGAUUUUUGUAGUAAAAUAUCUACCAGUGAUAUUGAAAAGUUCAAUCUACAACUUCAAGAUUGUCAUUUAGAAGAAACUGUUGAAGUUUUACCUGUUAAACACUUAAAGCUUUUAGCACUCAAUGAAAGUUCAUCAUUAGCUGUAAUGAGCUUUUAUAAUAAUUCAUUUUUGUUGGUGUAUAUAAUUAGUGGCAUAUCAAAAUCAAAUUUUGAAGCAACGUAUUUACAAUCUAUAAUUACAAAUGGUGAACCAAUAGAAUGCUAUCUUUAUAAAGGUAAUUUAUGGUUAUUGAAUGAUACUGGAUUCAAAGUAUAUGAAUUUAAAAAUAAUAGAUUUGUACUAAGUGAUGUAAUGAACUCUAAAAUUAACAAAUUAAAUAGUUUCUGGAAAACAUUAAGAAGAGAUGCUAUCCAACAAAAUUUAUUUUCAAUUUUGUAUAAAAGAAAAUAUGACAAUGUACAGGAAUACUUGCAAAGGAAAAAAACACGUCUUGCAAACAUAUGA